Messenger RNA from Talaromyces proteolyticus, 1008 nucleotides. RefSeq names its product carboxyvinyl-carboxyphosphonate phosphorylmutase. The transcript is spliced from 3 exons. Lineage: Eukaryota; Fungi; Ascomycota; Eurotiomycetes; Eurotiales; Trichocomaceae. The coding region runs from base 1 to 1008 and encodes 335 amino acids. Gene Ontology annotation, molecular function: catalytic activity. The record is from RefSeq and is a predicted model, not a curated record.
AUGGCCUCUAGACAGAUAGAGCCCUACCCCUUCAAGUUCGAUACGGAAGAACUCAUAAACUCCGAGCCUCAUCCCGAGCGCUCCACCGAGGUGACUAUAAACUUGAGAAAUGUACGCGGUCGUAUACCGUCUUUUCAGGCCGCUCGACUUCGUAGUCUGUGGUUAGAGGGGUACAAAAACCCAGAGAAAAUUCUGGCUUUCCCAUGUUCCUAUGAUGGUCUGUCCUCGCGGCUGGUAGAAGAGGCUGGGUUCCCGAUCGUGUUUAUGUCUGGCUUCAACAUAGCCAGUUCAUUCGGACUACCCGAUACCGGAUAUGUCGCCAUGCAGGAAAUGUGCGAAAAGCUCCAGGAAGUUGUGCGCCAGGUUAACAUCCCGGUCAUGGCAGAUGGUGAUACUGGGUACGGCAGUCCAAUGAAUGUCAGACGUACGGUAGAGUCAUUUGCGAAGGCCGGUGCGGCCGGCGUCAUGAUUGAGGACCAGACAUGGCCGAAACGUUGCGGCCAUACGAAAGGGAAGUCGGUAGUGUCGCGCGAAGAAGCUUACGCACGCAUCCAAGCAGCAUGCGAUGCUCGCAAUGAAGGCCAGGAUAUCUUUGUACUGGCUCGAACCGAUGCUCUCAUUAUCAGCGGGGAGGAGGCGAUGACCCGUGUAGCAGAAUUUAAGCGCAUCGGAGUUGACGCUAUUUUUGUAGAAGCCCUCCCGGAUCGCGCAGCUAUGCAGCGUUGCGUGAACGAGGUUGAUAUGCCUAUGUUAGCUAACAUUAUUGAGGGUGGCAAAACAGAAAAUCUGUCGGCAAAGGAAUUAGCUGAGUUGGGUUUUGCAGCUGUUGCUUAUCCAUGGACCUUAGUCGCGGCAAAAUUGAAAAGUAUUCGCGACACGUUAGAGAGCCUCAAACGGAGUAUGACAGUUGGAGCGCCUGACAUGAUUCUGAGUUAUGAUGAGGUUGUUGAGGGAGUAGGCUUCAAGAAGUACUGGGAAUUAGAAGAAAGGUACAAGUAUAAGGAGUGA